CCUACGUCAUUAGAAAACUCACCACUCAGAGCCCAGGGAGUGCGUGACGUAGCCGAGGAAGCGUCUUCAUACACCUGCUGGAGGAGAGGACGAGGAGCGGACAGAGUCUGUGUCUCCUGCAGUAGAAGCAGCAGUAGAGUCCAGUAGAAGCAGCAGAGGUGGAGGAUGAUGACGUCGUCUUGGCUUUAGCGUCCUCUGGGUUUUUCUGCUUCAGGAUGCAGAUCCUGGUGGCGAAGCUGCUCGGCCUGCUGGGACUGUUCGGCCUCGUGCUGGCCGGCGUGCUGGUCCCCGUGCGCCUCCUGCUGGUCGACUACGACAAGGCGCACAGGUACAGGAGGGCGCUGUCGCUCUGUAACUCGUUUGGAGGAGGCGUGUUCCUCGCGACCUGCUUCAACGCUCUGCUGCCCGCCGUCAGAGACAAGGUGGGCGAUGUGUUCAGGCAGCUGCAGAUCAGCAGUGAUUAUCCUCUGGCUGAGACGAUGAUGAUGCUCGGUUUCUUCCUCACCGUGUUUGUGGAGCAGGCCGUCCUCACCUUCAGGAAGGAGAAACCGUCCUUCAUAGACCUGGAGACCUUUAACGCCGGCGGCUCGGAGGCCGGCAGCGACUCAGAGUACGACACACCCUUCAUCUCCUCGGCGCGGGGCUCGCCGGGCGGUGGCGGCGGUCACCGCUCCCACGGGCACCAGCACGGACACUUCAGCCCGGCCGAGCUGGCGGGGGCGGGGCCUCUGCGGCUGGCCAGCCUGGUCCUGGCUCUGUCGGCUCACUCGGUGUUCGAGGGCCUGGCACUCGGCCUGCAGGAGGACGGAGCCAAGCUGGGCGGCCUCUUCCUGGGCGUGGCCGUGCACGAGACGCUGGCCGCCGUCGCCCUCGGGGUCAGCGUGGCCAAGGCGUCGCUGGGCAUGAGGGAUGCCGCCAAGCUGGGCGUGGCGGUGGGCCUGAUGAUCCCGCUGGGCGUGGUGGUAGGGAUGGGCAUCGAGUCGGCUCAGACGCUGGCGGGCGGCGUGGUGUCGGUGGUGCUGCAGGGACUCGCCGCCGGCACCUUCCUGUUCGUCACCUUCUUCGAGAUCCUGUCCCGGGAGCUGGACGACAAACAGGACCGGCUCCUCAAAGUGCUCUUCCUCAUCCUCGGCUACGCAGCGCUCGCCGCGCUCGUCUUCAUCAAGUGGUGACAGACAGGAAGUCAGUGACUCACACAGCGAUACCAAAGGAACACGCUUAAAGGAGCAGUUCAGUGUUUUUGGAAAUUCAGGCCGAAACUCAGAAGUUCAGACUGAUCCUGAACACAUCUGAACAUCUGACUCCAUAAAA
Molecule: messenger RNA, 1311 nt
Organism: Lates calcarifer (barramundi perch)
Lineage: Eukaryota; Metazoa; Chordata; Actinopteri; Centropomidae
Product: zinc transporter ZIP3
Exons: 3
Coding region: 216-1172 (318 amino acids)
Biological process (GO): zinc ion transmembrane transport
Cellular component (GO): plasma membrane
Molecular function (GO): zinc ion transmembrane transporter activity
Source: RefSeq, a predicted model, not a curated record